Messenger RNA from Exserohilum turcica Et28A, 3030 nucleotides. Its product is annotated as carbohydrate-binding module family 48 protein. Gene Ontology annotation, cellular component: nucleotide-activated protein kinase complex; cytoplasm; nucleus. Gene Ontology annotation, biological process: signal transduction. The coding region runs from base 139 to 2544 and encodes 801 amino acids. Gene Ontology annotation, molecular function: protein kinase binding. The record is from RefSeq and is a predicted model, not a curated record. NCBI's taxonomy places the organism in Eukaryota, Fungi, Ascomycota, Dothideomycetes, Pleosporales, Pleosporaceae. The transcript has 3 exons.
CCCUGCCCUGCCCUGCCCUGCCCGCCCUACCCAGCACCAGCCUCCUCCAAAACUGCCCACCCGCUCUGCGCCCCAGACAAAGCUGCCUCCUGACUCCCACAUUCGCAAUUCCACAAUUGCCUGCACCGCUGCGCUGACAUGGGCAAAUAUACUUUCGUCUGGGAACACGCUGCCACCGAUGUCUACGUGACCGGCACCUUUGAUGACUGGAGGAAAACAGUCAAGCUGGACCAGGACCCUGAUGGCGUCUUCCGAAAGUCGGUCGAGCUGCCCAAGCUCCACACGCAGUACAAGUUCGUCGUAAACGGCAACUGGUGUACCAAUGAAACGGCGCGCAAAGAGGACGACGGCCACGGCAUCAUCAACAACGUCCUCCUGCCCGAAGACAUUGUCGGCGAGGACCCCCUCAACACCCUGUCGUCGGCCGCCCCCGAGUCGACAACCGCUGCGCUUGCAGGCAACGUGCCCAAGGAGGCCGCCGACAAGGACGAUACCGCACUGCCUGGCGCCUUUCCCGAGACGCCCUACACAGAGACGCCCGCCGCCGAGGCGCAGACGUUCAACGUCGCCCCCAUUCCUGCCACCCAGACGCUCGGCAACCCCAUUGCGCUUGCGCCCGGUGAGCCCGUGCCUGAGGCAAGCACUCUGACAGAUAACACUGUCGAGUCGACGGUCAAGCAUGACGAGGAGCCCCAGCAAGAAGCCUCCACAUUCGGCGUCGCUCCCAUCCCCGCCACCGCCGGCGCUGGGAACCCAAUUCACCUUGCGCCUGGCGAAAAGGUGCCAGACGCCACCACCCUGACGUCCAACACCGUCGAGAGCACCGUCAAGACCGACGCUGCUUCGUACGAAAAGGCGGAUGCGCUGCCGCCCCUCGACUUUACCCCUCAGGCCGAGCGCGACGCAAAGGGCGGCAUGUUCGACCUCCCUCCCGUCAUUGGCAACAUGAUCCCCGAGUCCAGCCUUCCCAUGGGCGUUGAUGCCAAGACUGAGCAAGAUACCGGUGUCACCAUCCAGUCUUCUGCCCCUACAAGCACAACGGCUGAGCUCGCUGGCCAGGUCCCCAAGGAGCCUCGCAGCGACGUUCCCGAAGCUGUGGUCGAGAGCCAGAAGGAGGCGCACGUCGAGCCCGAGGCGUCUGCAAACCCUGAAGCCGUCGAGGAGAAGAAGGAAGUCGAGCAGGAGCUCAAGGAGGCGGUUCCCGAGGCGCCCGUCACAAGCCAGGACCCCACCCUGAGCGAACAGGCCGAGGCUGCCAUUGCUACUGCUGCUGCUGCUGCUGCUGCUGCUACGGCGGGCGCAGGUCUCUUCGCCGCCGCUGCCUACGCUGCCAAGGACAAGGUCGCCGAGGCCACUGGCAUGAACGGACCCAGCACAUCGACUGCCGACGAGGUGCCCAGCGUGGUUGCAGAGAGCCAGAAUGCCGCACACGCUGAGCCCGAAGCGGCUGCCAGUCCAGAGGUUGUUGCGGAAAAGUCGGCCGUGGAGCAGGAGCUGCUCAGCGAGGUUCCCAAGACCAAUGAGGCUGGUGAUCCCGCUCCCGCCAUUGCCGUUCCUGCUGUUGUCGCUGACAGCCAGCAACAAGCACACGUCAGCCCCGAGGCGGCCUCUAGCCCCGAGGUGGUGGCAGAGAAGUCGGCCGUGGAGCAGGAGUUGCUUAGCGAGGUCCCCAAGACGAACGAGACUGGUGAGCCUGCGCCCGCAGUCAGCACUGAAACUGCCGCCGCUGCCCCCAGCGCUCUCCCGGAGACGGCAUCUCCACAAGUCCCAGAGAUUGUGGCCGAGAGCCAGCAGGAGGCACACGUUAGCCCCGAGGCUGCCGCGAACAGCGAGGCCGUCACAGAAAAGGCGGCUGUCGAGUCUGAACUGCUCGACAAGCUGCCCAAGUCUGAGGAAGCUGGUGAGCCUGCGCCUGUCAUCACUGCUGCUACCACUGCCACCGCUCCUGGUACCAAUGCAGAGGCUGUUGCUGCCGACGUGCCUGAAAUCGUAGUCGAAAGCCAAAAGGAGGCGCAUGCUAGCCCCGAGGCCGCCACCAACGCCGAGGCAGUCGAGGAGAAGAAGGCUGUGGAGAGUGAACUGCUCAACGAGGUCAAGCCAACCGACGCCGCCGGUGAGCCCGCUCCCAGUGCCACGGAUGCUGCUACCAAAGAUGCUGGCCUCUCGGAUGGGGCUCUCGUUGACUCCAAGCCACUCGAGUCUUCCAGCGAGCCUGCGACUGCGCCUGCCCCUGAGACUGAGGCUGCCAAGCCCGCCGAAUCCAAGCCCAUUGACUCUACCACGGACGUCGCCUUUGGCAGCAAGGAGCAAACACCGCCCGCCACAGAAUCAGACAGCGCCAAGCCCGAUGCCACGACGUCUGAACCAUCUGGCCAGCUGGCCCCAGAGACGCCCGCCAAGAGCCUGAGAAAAGACUCGGACGUGUCUCCCAAGGGUACGCCCGGCAGCCAGAGCAUUACAUCUGCUGCCGACGACAAGAAGAAGAAGCGCCGCUCCUUCUUCGGCAAGCUCAAGGACAAGUUCACGGGCAAAGACAAGAACUAAGCGGCCCGUUCAUUACCCGCCAUGUCUGUUCUCCAAGUUUAUCCUCGUCCCUCGAGGCGAUGCAGGGAGCUUGAUAAUACCCGGGGCUUGCUACCGCUUAGGUCUAGUUGUUCCCCAUGUUGAUUAUUCGUGUCACGGAGUUAUUGUUUUUCUUUGGUCUAUACCAUUUCUUUCCAGUGUGUCUGACAUGUCCCGUAGCAAAAUCUGUUGCGUUAUUUUUGUUGAUAUGCAUGUCUCUCAAAGCUCCUUGGAGGUUGCGAGGUUGAUGGGAAGAGAUGGGUUACAGUAAACAUGGGGGGUUGGUUGACGUGCUUGUCACGGUAUUGCAGGAGCUCGUAUUGCCCAUCCGAGUGCACUUAAUUUAUUAAUGGUGAUGCGUUAAUUGCUGUUAUUCUGUUAUUCUAACCGUGAUUCUGACUAUUACUCUGAUUAUGCUGUCCUAAGUGGUCUACAACAUGUUCACAUUGCACAUGAAGAUGACCUAAC